AUUUAUUUAUUUAUUUAUUUUGAUAGAAAAUGUUUAAUUGAAUGAAUGAAUGAAUGAUAAUCGUUAGAAGAACAACAAGAUAGGCCACCGGUGAAGGGAUUCGAAGAAAAUGAUUCGGCGGUUAUUGUGUGUGCAGAAUCAGAGUGCGUCUUCUCCUUCUUCAUUGUUCUCUUCCACCAACAACAACAAGAAGAAAAAACCCGUUGUUCUCUUGGGGGCACCUCAGGUCUCCACUAUAGUCCUUGAUGCACUUUUAACCGCUUCUGCUUCUCCACAUUCUUCCUUUGAGGUUGCGGCUAUUGUGACUCAACCAGCAGCUAGAAGGGAUAGGGGAAAAAAACUUACGCUCUCUCCCUUGGCCAACUAUGCUCUUGAGAGGGGCUUCUCUUCUCAUCUUAUUUUCACUCCUCAACGUGCUGGAGACGAUACUUUCUUGUCAGAUUUAAAAGCUUUGCAACCCCAGCUAUGCAUUACGGCAGCUUAUGGCAAUAUAUUACCCACCAAGUUUCUAGAUAUUCCCACUUUCGGAACUGUCAACAUUCACCCUAGCCUUUUGCCAUUCUAUCGCGGUGCUGCUCCUGUUCAAAGAGCAUUGCAGGAUGGUGUUAAACAAACUGGAGUAUCCUUAGCAUUCACUGUUCGUGCACUCGAUGCUGGACCUAUCAUUGCCACUCAAACAAUUCAAGUUGAUGAUCAUAUCAAGGCACCUGAUUUGCUUGAGCUUCUGUUUCAUAAAGGAUCUAAACUUUUGAUUAGGGAACUUCCAUCCAUAUUUGAUGGAUCUGCAAGAGAGAAGGCACAACCCCAAGAUGAUUCUAAGGCUACACUGGCACCAAAGAUAGGUCCAGACGAAUCAUGGCUAUUCUUUGAUCAAGAAGCAUUUGUUCUCCAUAACAAGGUUCGUGCAUUUUCAGGGUGGCCAGGAUCUAGAGCGAAGAUUCUAGUAGUUGACAGAACUGGUCAGAAGAAAACUUUGGAGAUUAAAAUCAUAACCACUCGAGUUUGCACUCAUGAAAGUGUGCAGUUCAAUGAAGCAGAUGAUAUUGCAUUUGUCGAUGGUGCACUGGUGUUUCCAUGUGGAAGGGGCACCAUGCUUGAGGUAUUGGAACUUCAGCUUCCUGGAAAAAAGGUAGUUAAUGCAGCUGCUUUCUGGAAUGGCCUGCGGGGACAGAAGCUGAAGAAAUUAUGAGCAGUGGUUUAUCAUACAGAAAGCCAUAUUUUAAAUUAUCCUCCGGCUGUUUGGGCAAUCGAUUCUUUUUGUUUUGAAAUUAUUUGAGUUUUUCAUUUUCUAUUUUUUAUGAUUUCCGGAUAACUAUCAUGUUCGGAUUCUUUUAUGUCAGCACAUAUAUAAUAGAUAUAUGUUUUUUUUUUUUGAAACAUAUAAUAGAUAUAUGUUGGAAGUCAA
Trifolium pratense (red clover) is the source of this 1405-nucleotide messenger RNA. RefSeq names its product methionyl-tRNA formyltransferase. Gene Ontology annotation, molecular function: methionyl-tRNA formyltransferase activity. The transcript is spliced from 10 exons. The record is from RefSeq and is a predicted model, not a curated record. Gene Ontology annotation, biological process: conversion of methionyl-tRNA to N-formyl-methionyl-tRNA; biosynthetic process. Lineage: Eukaryota; Viridiplantae; Streptophyta; Magnoliopsida; Fabales; Fabaceae. Bases 110 to 1189 code for a protein of 359 amino acids.